Molecule: messenger RNA, 14336 nt
Organism: Mercenaria mercenaria
Lineage: Eukaryota; Metazoa; Mollusca; Bivalvia; Venerida; Veneridae
Product: intermembrane lipid transfer protein VPS13A-like
Exons: 84
Coding region: 231-10661 (3476 amino acids)
Biological process (GO): protein retention in Golgi apparatus; protein targeting to vacuole
Cellular component (GO): extrinsic component of membrane
Source: RefSeq, a predicted model, not a curated record
ACCCCCAUAUAUCCACUUCCUUGUUUGAUCACGUGACUCUUAUAUUGACAGAUUCUAUGAUAAUUUUCUUGGAAGCUGGAUGCAACCAAUGUCAGGGAUAAAUGCAACAGAUGUCUGAGGAUUUAGAAAUAUAAGCUUACAUGUUUCAGGUAGAACCAAGCAAUGGAAUUUGGAAUGUUCUGCAAUACUUGUUGUAUGGUAUAGAGGUGUAAGGUGAGAAGUAGACGACAAUGUUUGAGAGUGCUGUGUCAUACGUCCUCAACAGAUUUCUUGGAAAAUACAUCCAGAAUCUUGACUCUUCCAAUCUUAAUGUCAGUAUAUUCAAAGGGGAUGUUGAAUUGACAGACUUACAACUGCGACCAGAGGCUUUGGUUGAGUUGAAACUUCCAAUAGAAGUAAAGGCAGGAUAUGUUGGUUACAUCAAAGUAGAUAUUCCAUGGACCAGUCUGUUCUCCUCAAGUGUUGUAGUACAUGUAGAGGAUGUCUACCUCCUGGCAGGACCGGUCACAGACCGCAUGUACGACCCAGAACGGGAGCGAGCUUUACAGAAUGCAAUCAAGAGAGAAGCUUUGGAGUCGCUUAGUACUUCCACCUUGAAUAAAGUUGCUGCGUCUUCUGAAGAGGAUCCUGGAUUCUUUGAGAAACUUUACACUUAUGUUGUCAACAAUGUACAGGUCUCCAUCGGGCGAGUACACCUUCGCUACGAGGACACGGUUACCAAUCCAGAUCACCCAUUUGCAUGUGGUAUCAUGUUAAAACAUAUCUCCGCAUACACAACUGAUGCGAAAUGGCAGCCAGCUCAGAUGGACAAUGCUGCAACAGUCAUACAUAAGCUGCUAGAAAUGCGGGAGUUGUCAGUAUACUGGAACCCGUACAUUCCGGAACAGCACCUGAUCAGAUCACGUAUAAAUACAGAUGGAUGGAGGAAUCUGUUGAAGCAAUCUAUUCUGAAACACAGCAUUUUUGAGGAAGAUUUUGAUUUUAUUAUAGAACCAGUAUCUGCAGAAACAAGACUGAUCAUCAGUAAAGACAACAACUCUUCAAUGCCUAAAGUGUUUGCUGAUGUCUCAUUGGCUGAAAUAGAUGUGUUGUUGUCAAGGCAACAGUUCCUGAAUAUACUGAAUUUGAAAGAUUCCUUCCAACUGAUGUCUGUGAAUCAGAAGUACAGAAAAUACCAUCCGAAUGUGCCACUGAAGAUCAGCCCUAGAUCAUGGUGGAUGUAUGCUUACACUGCAGUAGUUGAGGAAAGAAUUAGACCCUAUUCCUGGGAGAGAAUUAAAGAACACAGAACAAAGUACAGAAAAUAUAAAGAACUUUACAAGAAAAGCCUGGAGUCACCUAAUCAUGAGUCAACCAAAGCAAAACUUUGGGAACUUGAAGAAAGUCUUGAUGUUGGUAACAUUGUGAUGGCCAGGGAACAGGCUAAGGCUGAGUAUGCACCUGAAAAGCUUGUGAAGAAGAAGAAGGAGGAGAAAGGAUGGUGGGCAUCAUGGUUUGGUUCUGAAAGUGAGGAUGAAGAAGUGGAUAUUGACUUUGGGGAAGAAUCUACAGACUGGCUUUCAAAGUUGACACCAGAAGAGAAGGAAAAGUUAUACCAGGGUAUUGGAUAUGAUGAAAAUGCAAAUAUUGCCAUGCUUCCAAGGGAGUAUGUUGAGUAUAAGGUUCAGGUAAACUUGAAGAGUUGUUGCUUGUCACUUGUCAACUACAGCAAGAAAAUUCUCCAGGUCUCUGUCACUCAGAUGCUUGGAUCCUGGGAAACAAGACCUGCUGGAGACGCUUACAGGAUAUCCUGUCAUACUGAGAGUUUUACUGUAGAGGGAGCUUCAAUAGAACAUGAGUUGGUUCCCAUAGUAACAUCAGAUGUUAAUGUCUAUGCACCAUCAGUAAACCAAGUGUUCACCUUAGAUUUUGAAUCUAACCCACUGUAUGUAGAUGCUGAUUUCUCCCUGAAGACCAAUAUACAACCUGUAGAGGUUGUUUAUGAUGAGCAUUCAGUAUGUGAAGUGAGGGCAUUUUUUCAGUUGCCCACUGGAACUAUUGAUGUUAGAACUGCUGCCAUGGAAACAAUGCAAGAAGUAGUGAGAAUCAGUCAGGCAGGACUUAUAUAUGCUAUAGAGAAACACAAGACAGUACAUCUUGCUGUGAACAUGAAAUCUCCUUAUGUUGUGAUUCCGGAAUUUGGUACUCUACACAGGGGAGGGAAUGUGUUGAUAGCAGAUCUGGGAAUGUUACAGAUCAAAAGUGAACUUCAGCCAAAGGAUUCAUCCCUUGAGCAUGGAAACUUGUCAGACUCAGAGAUUGCAUCUAGACUGUAUGAUCAGUUUAACAUUACCAUCACAGAUGUGAAGAUGCUGUUGGCAGAUUCUGGUGAUGAUUGGCAUACGGCCCAGGUACAGCCUACGUCUGAGUAUCAUAUUCUUCCCAGUAUGAAACUUAUGUUUGAUUUCUACAAUACAGUGAAACCAGAAUACAAACAAUUACCACAACAAAAAGUAAUCACCACCCUGCCAUCCUUUGAAAUCAAUAUUUCUGACAAAAAACUUUUGCUGUUAUGGAAAUUUUUCCGGAAUUUUCCAUUGCCAUCAAGUACAAGUAUAAGCAUGCUGGGAGAGGACAUGGUUGAUGCUGGAAUGAGUGCUUCAUACACCACUGAAGAGAGAUUAAAGCACCAUAUUGCACUAGACCCUAAUGAAAUCCAAGUUGAGCCAGAUAUCAGGGAACUGAGGGAGAUGAAACAGAGAGUGCUGGGUCGUAAAGUCAUUAUUAAAUCCAAGAAACACCCCAAGUCACCACGUCCAUCCUUAUCUGAUGAAGCAGACAACCCGUAUGUUGAUGAAGGUGACAUGGAGGAUUGGGUGAAGUAUGAGGACAUCAAAGCUGUGGAUGAUAUUUCUUCCAGCCAUAACACCACAAACAUUGUAUUGCGAGUUGUUAUACGUGAGGUUGUCAUCCAGCUCUCCAAGUCAAUGGACCGUGUAGAAAACCCUUACCUUAUGUUCCGUGCAGAGAGGUUACGCUUGGAUGCAGCCAUCACUGAGCAUGGUGUGGCUGCCCAUGCCAGUCUUGGUGCAAUACAGUUGGUAGACAAAAUACAUGUUGGCACCUCAGGGGAAUACCUCGAACUGCUCAGUACAAAGCCGGGAACCGAUCUUGUUUCUGUACUGUAUCGCAAGGUGGAGAAGGAGUGUUUAGAUUUUGAAAAGAUUUAUCACAGUGUGGAACAAGGGCUGAAGUGUCAGUUUGAAACCCUAAACAUUCUGGCUGACCAAGGUGCUAUCAUGUAUCUCAAGGCCUACAUUGAAGGCAUUCAAACAAGUAUUCACAGUACAGAGAUGGUCACCAGUGUGAGCACAGUGUUGUCGUCAUUGGUUACUGACCCUUCAAAGACCACUACGAGACAGAAAAGUCAACCAGAGGAUGAUACAGGAACUAAGCCAGAAACAAAUAGUUCAAUAGUGCAGUGGAAUAUAAUUUUUGAUCUGCAUGAUCUGUCUCUCGUGAUGGCAGACAACAAUAGUAAAAUAGCUGAGAUACAUAUCAGAGAUUUGAAGGGUCACAUGCUGCAGAGGCCAGACAAGCUGACAUUGAUAGGGAGUUUGAGAGACAUUGAUGUGAAAGAUUGUACUCAUGGGGCAUUGUAUCCAAAUAUUUUGAUGUUAGAAGACAAAGAAGACAGUCUGUUCAGAUUUUCUUUCACAAAAUACAGUCGGAGACAAAGUCCGGUGUUAGAUAACCGACAGAUAGUUCCACCAUUUGAUUACACCAUCAAUAUUAGAGUUGGUCAUCUACAGUUUGUAGCACUGGGAAAAUUCUACUGGGAAAUCAUGAAAUUUGCAGAGCCUCUGUUGAGUGCAGAGGUGUUAGAUACUGCUAGUGUUUCAAUGAAAGCUGUCACAAAACAGAUGGACAAUUUUAAACAAGAUAAUCAUAGAUUUGGGAUCACUGUUGAUAUGCUGACCCCUACAAUCCUUAUACCGGUCAAGUCCGACUCUGCUGACCUACUCUUGCUCAAGUCAGGUGAUUUGCACGUGAAUAAUGUGUUUGACUUCACAGAUAUAGGACAUGGAAUGAAGCAGGAAUGGAAUCAUAUAUAUGUCUCACUUACAUGUGUUCAACUUAGCAGAGCGAAACUCUCACAAGAAGAAGAUGCUUUCCUGGUGACUAGUUCCCUGCUUGAACCAAUGACCUUCCAGACAGAUAUCCGGCUAGCACUGGAACCAGAGAUGUCUGAUGUACAGACAGAUAUAGCAUGUAAACUGGAGAAGGUGAACAGCUUCAUGUCACAGAAAGACUGUCAGGUGUUAUUUGGGGUGCUACGUGCAAACUGGACAGAGGGUGCUCCAUUGUCAGAACCAGAACCGGUCAGAAGAACCCCAGUCACAACACAAACCAGUGAGGAAUCUGGAACUGUUGUCAUGGAUACAGAUAUGACAUCAUCAAUGGCAGCAAAGAAAACAUCAACUGUAGUACUCUUCACCUUGGAGGGGAUGGAACUUGUCCUUUCUCAGGAUACAAAGGAAGAAGGUACUGUAGAUUUUGCCAAACUGGUGAUGGGAAAGAUCAGUGGGACAGUGAACUCACGAGGAGACGGGGAAACCAAGGUUACUGUUGCCUUGGAAACACUAUAUGUGCUCAAUAUUAAACCAGAUAGUAGACAUGUUGUUAAAAAGAUUUUGUAUCAUGACAAGGAGAGCGUAGAGAAGGAGACUGACUCCCGGCGACCUCUUGUAUCUGUUAUAUACAAGAUCAGUGGUGACGGGAACCAAAAAGCUGACAUCAUGAUGGAGAAAGUUACCAUCAAUCUCCAGAUACCAUACAUAUUGGAGCUGUCCAGUUUCCUCACAGAGGCACUGACUUCUCCUGUUACCAUAGAGACACCAGCAGGCGGAGGUCAUACCCCAGUACCAGCACCACCGUACAGUGGCAGUGAGGAAGGGCCAGUGAUGACAGUGUAUUUCUCCAUGUCACAGCCAGAAAUUGUCCUAUUAGCUGAUCCAGAAUCACACAACAGCAGGAUUAUUGUGGUCAAUGCAGAUAUAGCAUUUGAAUAUGUAGCUAAUCCCACCCAGCAGAGGAUGUGGUCUAAGAUUGCCGGACUGAAAAUGUUCUCCAGUAUAUAUGGUGCUCCAGCAGACUAUCAAUCUAAGAUGAUAACGCCAUGUGACCUUGAGUUCAGCCGAUGUUAUGAUAUAGUGAAGAAUGAAUUACAGAUGUCGGUUAAGCUGGCAAAGUUGUUUAUACAUCUGACCCCACCCAACAUGAGACUACUAAUGGAUGUUAUCAGCAUACUCAAACAAUCUUCUGAUCAGGGUACAGAUGUGAAAGUAGAUGAUACAGAGGCUAGUGUAUUAGACGAUAUGUGGAAAAUAAAAACUGUGUCACCUGGGAGAUGGAUAGAUAAAUGGAAUGAGGAGCCAGCCACUGGUCCUGUGUUUGGCCCACUGGACCCUCCAAUUGAGAUGUUGACAUUAGACAUACAGGAAGUGUGUGCAUUCUUCGAGGUUGAGAAUCUAGAUCAGACAGUACCGUUACUGUGUGUCCGUACAUCUGUGGAUGGAAAAUUUUCCAACUGGACAAAACAGAUGAGGUUGACAGCAGAUCUGGAGCUAGAUGUUUGUUACUAUAAUGAGAAAUUGAGUGUCUGGGAACCUCUAGUGGAGCCAAAUCUAGUACAAGAGGGACUGUAUGAACCCUGGGCUCUCAAAAUACAGAUAUUUCAAGCCCAGAGUUUUCCAAUUGUGUGUAGCUAUGACGACAAUGGUCUAGAUGUACCGGAUGGUCUUCAGUCUGACGUUGAGCAGAUGAUCAACCGGAACCAUUUCCGGUCAAGUAGUAGUGAGAAUGAAGCUGAUGAGGAACUCGACUCACCAAGUGAAAUGACAAUCCUUAGGCCUAAAAAUACUCGCCGGAAAAUCCGUAUUGCCAGUGAUAAAAGUUAUGAAUCAUUAAGUCGGCACAGUAGCGUGCAAGGAGAGUCGGACUCAGAGAGUGAGAGUCUUAUACAUACAAUAACGAACAAACUUGGCAGUAUCUUCACAACAGAUAGUAGUGAAGAUGCCGAUGUCAGCGAAACUGAUGAUAAUGACGAGGGACUCGACUGGACCCUCGAUAAACCUAUAUUUUUAACCCCACAGGGACCUGUGAAGUUCAGAACUGGUCCCGAGAGGUAUGAUGAGAUAGAUGGUCUUCCAUCAGCAGAGAUUGGGGAACCAGAGAUCAGUUCAGAAGAUGAAGGUCAAUGUAUGUACAUGAUUUUCUCAUCACCAGAUAAACUGAUGGUGAACGUUACCCUGCCUGCCAUUAACAUCAUCCGAGAUGUUCUACAGUCAUUAGACACAGCAAACCCAGAUGAUCUCAUGGAUACAAGAAAAAUUCCUGCACUUGCUGUAUAUAACAAGCUUGGUGUAGAAACAGAUGUGAUUCUUCAUAAAAGUGUCAAAAUCCACAAAGAUUAUGUACAUGGCUGUCGUAUAUGUAACCCUGGGGAUAUGAGACAUAUGGCCACACCCAAUCAUGAUGACAUCAAUGUGAUCACAGAGGAAGAGGAGGAGGAAGAUUCAGCAUCACUAAGUAGCCAAAGAAGACCUUUGACCUUUGUGAACCAGACUCUGGCAGAUGCGGGGCACACACUCAUCAGUGCAGGGGCCUUUGUAUUUGAUGAUGAUGUCAUGGUGCUGGAGCUCAGCUUGAUAGAGUACGGGGUCCAAAUUCAGGUGGCUGGCUUUGAUACAUCUUCAGUGCAGAUGAUGAACAGGGCAUGUCGUAAAUUGAUUCAUCUUACACCCAAACAGUCAGAUGAGCUAGAAAAUGAACAUGGUACAAAAUACUACAUGGUAUAUGAUGUUGAUAUGAAUCAUAGUCACAAGACUGUUACCCUCCAGUCACCUUUACAGUUGAAGAACAACUUGACAAUGUCGGUGGAUGUGUUUGUUUUGAAAGAUGAAGUACAGACAUAUAAACGUAAUACCAAACUGGUGCCAGUGAAGGAAGACUUUAUGAAGCUGACAACUCUCUCACCGCAGGAGCUGUUUGCCAUUCCUCUGUUUGCAGCAUAUCAUUGUGCUCUGUAUAUAUGCCCAACAGACCUUCCGUAUGAGAAAACAAGUACUGCCAUCUGGUGGCCAGACCUGGUACAAACAAAGGACAGACAAAAAUAUUUCUCUUGUAAAUCUCAAAGUGAUGAAAAACUCUUCAACAUAAAAGUUGUUUGUCAGGAAGGUGAGGCACUGAGGCCACCCCAGAUGUUAACCAGGACAAUACCAUACUUUACAAUAACCUUACAUCCCCCAGUAGUUCUACAUAAUUACCUCCCCUAUGAUCUACAGUUUUCACUGCAGGGUAGUGAGUCAACAAGCAGUCUAACACAUGGUGACAGUACACCAUUAUACACAGUGAAUAUGUCGCAGGCAUAUAAACUCAACUUGUUUGUAGCUGAUUAUCUCACAUGUGAUUGGAGAGGUACAUUAGAUAUCACACAGGAAAUGGAAGAGUUCAAAGCCAUCUCCAUGGAUACUGACCUUGACCCUGACAACAACAACAAGCACUUGAGUUUGAGUGUUCACUGUAACCAUGACAAAACUUGGAAUUUCUACAUCUAUUCUCCUUACUGGAUUGUAAAUAAAACAGACCUGACUUUCCAAAUAAGGGGAUCAAUGUCAGACGUGGCCUUAGAAUGUCUACCUUCCAGUUACCCUCAACUGUUUAGAUAUAAGAAAAAUAAACGUAAAAAGGCAAAGUUAAAAGUAUAUGAAUCACACUGGUCACAUGCAUUCUCCAUGGAUACGGUUGGGAAUUGUGGGGUGGUGGAAUGUCAUGACAACCAGAGGAGACGUAAAUAUAUAUUUAUGGUGCAAUGUCAGCUGUCCAAGCUAAAGUUAACAAAGAUCAUUACAGUUCUUCCAUUCUUCCUGGUUGUUAACAGCUCAGGCAAGCCUCUCCGAUACAUGGAGGAGAACAAGGCAACAGAUCUCUGGUUUGAUCUGGCUGUUGGACAGUGUUCUCCAUUUUGGCCAGUGACAGAGAGUUACAGUAUGUUUGUAAAAUAUGAGAGAAGCAACGUAGUAUCACAGCAUUUUCCUUUUAAAACUUUCAACAACACAUUGCUACGUAUGGAAAAUGGAACAGCAUUAUGUGUGAGUGUCUCUGGAGGAACCCAGAACCCUAUUACCAUACAGUUCACAGACUAUGAUGUUGGGGAUGCUCCUGUAAGGGUAGAUAACUUCUGUGAUGAUGUCUUCAUCAAAAUUCAUCAGAAAAAUCAGAGUCAGACAACCAUUCUAUCAUCUAACCAGUCUGUAUUAUAUACCUGGGAUGAUCCGACUGCAGAACGUACUCUCAUGUGGAAUAUCUACGGCAGAAAUAAACCCAACUUUCCUGCUGCUUUAUUAAAGGAUGGCUAUGAUCAAGUGAAUCUCAAGUUGAAAUCUUUGAAGUCGUCGGGAACUUUAGAUUAUGUAGAUGCCCCAGAUCAGUCAGAUAGCAGUCCUGAAGAUGACACGGAUGAAACUGAUGGACUGAUGGGAAAAAUUGAUGAAUCUCUAAUUGGUAAAACUCGUAGUGACAAACUUGUGAUAUUUUGGGUCUCGUAUUUGGACCAUCAACAAAGAGUUUUACUAUUCACUCAAGAUGAAAGGGUCGCUAAAGGAGCUAGAAAGGCACAUGUACAGGGGAUAGAUAUACCGCAUGAGCGAGGGGUUAUCAAGAUGAAUGAAGCUGAGCAGGCAAGUUCUGUACUGUUUGUCUCCCUUGAUGGUAUCUGUGUAUCCAUGAUUAACAAAGCUUACGAGGAGGUGGCUCUUUUGACGUUGUCAAGUAUCCCGGCAACCUGGGAGGUUGAGGUGAACAACCGCUGGAAAAUGCUUAAUGUGGAACUACAGACAUGGCUAGAGGAUCAGUGGAAAAAUAAACAGGCUCAUGCCAGCUUACAGGAACAGUUUGAGGCUGACCUCAGUAAGAUGCAGAUGCUUAAACCAUACAUGGGUGCUUUACGCAGAAGCUACAGUCCCGGGCUCUGGUUUAACUAUAGAGCUUCACAACAUCAUAUGUCAUUACAUGCCAAAAUUCAGAAAGUUCAGUUGGACAACCAGUUACCAGAUGCGUAUUUUCCUACUGUAUUACACCCGUGUCCCACACCAGUGUAUGUGGUGAGGAAGAAAGGACAGAAACCAUUUAUAGAGCUAGGUAUGAUGAGAAGAACUGUACCAGAAAACAAUGUGGACACUUUCAGAUAUUUGAAGUUACUGGUACAAGAAUUUAACAUCAAGAUAGAUAAAGGUUUUAUGAUGUCACUGUAUGACGUGUUCGCUAAUCUCCUUGCAGACGAGGAAUCAGAGAGCUCUAAAGUGCAAUCCGAUUUGAUAUUUACCCAGAGAUCACUUGUGGAUGUUGCCUCGGUGAUGAUUCAGAAUAGACCUAACAGGAUCUUCUUUGAAUAUCUAAGACUAUCUCCACUUAAGAUGCAUAUCAGUUUCUCCCUGAAUGGAACAUCUCACCUGUCACAGGAAAACAAACCAUCACUUGUGUCAGAUAUUGUUGAUUUCUUCCUUAGUUCUGUUGGUGCUACCUUCACUGAGAUGAAAGAUGUAGAAUUGAGGAUGGCCUAUUAUGAGGUGAAGGGGAUGUCGUUGUCAUGGAAACAGUUGAGUGAGCAGAUCCAGUCACAUUACACACACCAGGCCAUACAGCAAGCCUAUGUCCUUAUACUUGGCCUUGAUGUCCUAGGUAACCCGUAUGGACUUGUCAAAGACUUCACUCAAGGUUUUGGUGACCUCUUUUAUGAACCAUUUUUGGAUACUGUUCAAGGUUCGGAUGAGUUUGCUGACAGUUUGGUACGGGGUGUGCACAGCAUGCUGGGUAAUACUGUAGGUGGAGCAGCAGGGUCCGUUGCACGUAUAACAGGGUCACUGGGGAGUGCUCUGGCAGCCAUGUCUCUCGACAAGAAUUACAAAAUGAAGAGAAGAGCUACCAUGCAGCAGAGACCGGCCAACCUGCCACUGAGUCUGGCCCUGGCAGGACGAGGGUUCGUUAUGGGAGUGUGUUUAGGUCUGUCUGGUGUGGUGCUUGAUCCUAUAAGAGGUGCUCAAGAAGAGGGAGUAGAAGGGUUUUUCAAGGGCGUAGGGAAAGGCAUUAUGGGAUUGCUGACCAAACCAACAGGAGGGGUGUUUGAUAUGGUCAGCAUGGCUUUUGAUGGUCUACAGAGGGCGUCGGAGUUGGAGAGUGGUGUUGUACACAGAAUGAGGAAACCAAGAUUCAUCAAUCCUUACCUGGGCCUGAGGCCAUAUUCUGUACUACAAGCUGUAGGGGCCAACCUCUUGUUGAAUGUUAACAAAGGCCAGUAUGCAAAGAGUGACAUGUAUUGGGCUCAUGCCCCACUGAGUCCUGCAGACAGGGCUGAUGUGCUACUCAUAACUACCAGGAAUAUAUUGUUGCUACAGAAACACCGUUGUUGGGGAGGCUGGGAUAUAGAGUGGGAGGUUAAAGUUGAAAACAUCCUUGGCUUUCCUGCAAUAGUUAACAAUAAGCUGGUAUUCAAGGUCAAACCUGACGAGACAAGUGUGAACAUAUUUACUGGAGGAGAGCAGGAGAUUUGUUGUGAUGAUAAAGAAAUGUUGAGAUGGAUACAACAGAGGAUUGAAAACCUGAUGAAAUACAAACAGAGAUGAGAUGUGUUCAAUUACUUACUAAUUAUCUAGACACCUUGCACACUGGAAAUCUAAUUUCUGUCGUCUAGCUGGGACUUGUAAAAUAAAACAUUCCAUUUACUGGUGUAUACACAAGGAGACGGGGGAACAAAAUAUGCUUAAAGCAUUCAAUGUAUUUAAUGAUAUCUUUAUGUUUUAUGUAAAUUAAAAUCCUGUACUUAUAAUUUCAGCAGGAAGAGGUUAAAAAUUAGUUGUUUUGUAUAAAUUCAUUUAUUUUCAAUCAUUUGUAAGUAUAAUUGUACUUUAUAGACAAAGUAAAGUUUAUAUAUAAUGUCUUUGUAACUUUGUUGCUUGUAGAAUUUUCAGUAUUUAUAUAAAUUGUUAAAGUUUUAUUUACAUUAAGCUCAUACAAUAUCUGUAUCAUCAUUUUAGUGUUUUGGUGAUAAAUUCCAUCAGCUGUUUCAUUUAAAGGGUAUAGUUUCAAAUGUUCACUAAUGUAAUAAUCUAUGUUUAUUGAGUAAUAAUAAGAGUAAAAGAUUCCAGUAUGUAUAUGUGGUAUAUUCCUUAACAUAAUAAAAUACACUGCUGAAAAAAAAUCUACAAUAAAUUAAUGAAGAGGCUCACUACACAAAAUAAUGUAGUUUUUAAUGGAAAAUUGAAGUCAAAAUUCUGAAAAUAUUGCUUAUACAGUCACUCUUGUAUCAACAUUUUAAUUUACAUAUACAGGUACAUAACUAGUCACAAAUUUUAAAUGCUCUUAGUCUACAAGUUGAAACACAAUUAUUUCUCCCACACCACUGUGUGAUGGGAGACAUAUUGAUUUACUCCUGUCUGUGUGUGUGUGUGUGUGUGUGUGUGUGUGUGUGUGUGUGUGUGUGUGUGUGUCACAAAUCUUGUGUGAUGGGAGACAUAUUGAUUUACUCCUGUCUGUGUGUGUGUGUGUGUGUGUGUGUGUGUGUGUGUCACAAAUCUUGUCCACACUCUAAGUCAAACAUUUCUCAUCUGAUCUUCACCAAACUUGAACAAAAUGUGUUUGCCAACAAGUCCUUGGCCAAGUUCGAUAACUAGCCAAAUCCACCCAGGCACUUCGGAAUUAUGGCCCUUGAAUUACCGAUAGGCUGCUUACUCCAAAACUUACCAAUAGAUAGGCCGCUCACUCCAAAACUAUCAAAGGUAUAUUUUCUGUGAGUAAACAGUAUAUAAAGACGGACUUAAUAUUCAAAUGAUUAGGCAGUUAUGGGAGACAUGCGCUUUUCUCAAAAGCAGCUCUAGUUUUCCACUGUCAAUAAAUUCAAACAUUAGAAAGGUCAGGUAAAAAGUGAGGAUUUGUGAAAAGUUUGCUAAUUAAUAUAAUAUCAGGGUAGUUUGUUUGUGUUCAUAAUGUUUCUCUAGCUCAAUUACUAAUGGGGUAUAAAAGGUUUUUCUAUUUUGUUUUAUGCCUUAAUUAAUCCAUGUAGAAAGAUGACUAUUAUAUAAUGUAUUAGGACAGUCAAGGAAUGUAUUGGGCCAGUCAAGUAUUGUUUUGGAUCUGUCAAGUAAUGUAUUUGGUCUGUCAAGUAAUGUAUUGGGUCUAUCAAGUAAUAUUUUGGGCCAGUCAAGUAAUGUAUUUGGUAUUAGUCUGUCAGGUACUGUAUUGGGCCAGUGCAAUGGCUGUCAUUACUUUUAUCAAUGUAUACAAGUGGGGUAAUGGUCUUAACACCAAACAGAUAAUAGUUUUAUCAUGUAUAUUCUCACAUUGCAAAUCAUUUUUAGACAGUUUCAUUUACAAUGGUCACUGAAAUAAUCAGCAUCAUUAAAAUGCAGUUGUUGCAGAAUAUUUCUCACCGAAAUGGAAAUUAAAGUUUAAGUCACAGACUGCUUAUUAAAUGUAUACUGCUGUUGUAGAACAAAAGCAAUCAUAGUGUUUAUAUAUGGGCAGUCUAGUAGGUAAGAAAAAGUUAUAAAGGGGACAUUUAGGAAAUAUUAAUGCAGAUAAUGCUGCUGUUAAUUUGUAGUCAGCUUGGUGGAAAUUGGCUCACAUUUAAAGCUAAACAAGUUUGAGAGAACUCAUUUUGUUAUUAUUUUCAGGGAUAAUACAUUGACUCACGCAAAGCAGUGGUCCACAGUUUAAUGAUGCGGGUUUAUCUGUAAAUCAAUUUACAUUUUGUGUUAUUUUUUCUGUGUGUGUAAUAGUAGAAGUUCUAUAAUAAAUACUUAAUUGAUACACUAGGAAUGUUUUUGUUAUUGUAAACCUGUAAUUAUUUGUUAGUGUUCUGUAAAUAUGACAUUAAGUUAGGUAGUUUGCAUUUUUUUUUUCUGUGCCAAUAUAAUGUGCAAUAUAUAGUUUGUUAGUGGAAUAAUAACUAUUGUAAUAUUUUAUAUCUGCCUCUACUUUAGGUAAAGACAAGGUUAUAUUGUACAUAUUGGUGUUCUUAUUCUCACUUUCUUUACAUCAGUGUUUAUUACAAUGUUUUUCAGUGAAUUAGUGAAGUAUUUGAGUGAAAUAUAUGGGGUUUUUUUUUUCAGUGAAAAGUAUCAAAUAAUUAUUGUAUAAUCACUGUAAAUAAUGUCAGUAACAUGCAUGCUCACAAAAUUGGGGAAGUCUAUAUUUUGAUGUCUUUAAAUGCAGUUUUCUUUGAGCAUUGUAAACUCUGUACCAGUGACUUAAGCAUAGCGAUAUAAAUACUUUGGUAAAUGCCACUGUUUUUCAUGAUUUAUUAAUGAGGAGCAUGUAUUGAUAUUAACUGGAUGAUAAAAGUAUACAGUUAAAUGUGAAAAUUUGCAUUAAGAGUUGAAUUAUGGAAAUGACCAAGACCUUAAGCAUUCAGUCCUUGCCUGUCACUAUCUUUACCUGUAGUUUGGUCUAUUGUACAUUAAUUUUGUACUUUUCAUGUUGUCAAAUAAUCACAUUUCAAAACACAUUAAAAUGCUUAAUCAUAAAACAUUAUGAACAUGAAAAUGAAGUUUUCUUUUAUGCUAUAAUUGUGAUAUUAUCAUGCCGCAAGCAUUUUCUGAUUAAACCAUUAUCGCCCAAAUGGUAUAAAUACAUGUGUAUGACUUGUAUAAUUCUACCUAAAAAGCUUUGCUAGACUUUGUAACUCGCUCGUAUUUAAAGGCCAAAAUAUUAUAAGUAUUGUAACGAACUGUUCUGUAAAUAGCUGAUAUUUUUUCUUGUUUUACCUCCCAUAAGAUUCCUACAUUUUCAUUGGAUAAAAGGUGGUCACGUGGGACCCCCUAUAUUUCUGUGGAGGGUCAGUAGAUUUUCAUGUCACUGUAGGCUAAAAAUAUGUGGUCGAUAAAACAGAUCAAUUACCGGGUUUGUUAGUGACCAGCCACGGAAAAACAAACCCAGUAAUCAAUAAUAUUGCUGUUGUUACUGGUAGCUACAAGUUGUGUGAUGGUAAAGCUCGACAUUCCUACAUGUUCAGUUGUUUAUUUAAUAGAUGUAUUGUAUGAUUGAUGUAUUGUAAACAUAUACAAGUUAGCUUAUUACGUAAAGCAUUUGAAAUCUUUACCAAGAACUAUAACUACAUAACUAGGAAAUGAAAUGUUCAGUGCAUGAUAUUUUGACUGUAUAUAGAAGUACCAUCAUUUUCGAUCAAGUUUUACUAAUUGUUCAGUUUUAUGCAGCUGUGUAUGUGUUUUUGCAUAUAUUUAUGUACUUGUAUGUAUGCUAUUAUAUUUAUGUUCCUUACCAGAUUAUAAUUUAUUCUGUGA